Solea senegalensis (Senegalese sole) is the source of this 2431-nucleotide messenger RNA. RefSeq names its product growth factor receptor-bound protein 14 (gene grb14). Lineage: Eukaryota; Metazoa; Chordata; Actinopteri; Pleuronectiformes; Soleidae. The transcript is spliced from 14 exons. The coding region runs from base 136 to 1731 and encodes 531 amino acids. Gene Ontology annotation, biological process: insulin receptor signaling pathway; negative regulation of insulin receptor signaling pathway. Gene Ontology annotation, cellular component: cytoplasm; plasma membrane. The record is from RefSeq and is a predicted model, not a curated record.
UACUCUGCUGAGCUGUGAGCAGAGGAGCCACACCAGUCAGCAUGCUUUAACUGUGCUCUCUGCACACACUCCACUACUGUAACAGCUUGUCUCUUCCCGCUGCCGUAGACGAUGCCUUGGAUUUAGUUGGGCCACAUGAGUGAUAUGAAUAACACACUGGACAGAAUACGCACUUCCAGAAGCCUCGGAGAGAAAGCAGAGAUUUUCCAGAGUGGCAGAGGUAAUGUGAGUGGCUUUAUCAGCCCAGCCCUCAUCCCUCUGCGAGCUCCUUCACUAACACCAAAUGCCCAGAAGACCAGGACUACGCUGUGCAAGGGUAACAGGAGCAAUAAAGCGGGAGACGACUCAUUCUCUUCUCCUGUUCCAAACCCCUUUCCUGAGCCUCUCUCCUCCAGCCUCCCCCACUUUGUGUCUGAAUGUUUGUUACCGUGGACCAAACGCAGUGCGACUCAGGUAAUCAAAGUGUAUAAUGAAGAUAACACCAGCAGAGCGGUAGAAGUUCCAAGUGACAUCAUAGCACGGGACAUAUGCCAGCUGUUCGUCUUGAAGAACCACUGCAUUGACGACCACAGCUGGACUCUUUUUGAACACCUCUCCCAUCUGGGAAUAGAGAGAACCAUUGAAGACCAUGAGUCUGUCAUGGAGGUGCUAUCGGGCUGGGGGAUGGACUCGGACAGUCGGCUGUAUUUUAGGAAGAAUUAUGCCAAAUAUGAAUUCUUCAGGAAACCACUGGAGUUUUUCCCAGAUCACAUGGUCUCCAUAUCCAGUGAAACGGAUGGAAUGGUGGAUCCCUCUCAACUUAUACAGACCUUUCUCAACUCUCGCACUUGUCCUGAGAUACAUGGACACCUUCACGCCAAAGAGCAAAGCAAGAAAUCUUGGAAGAAGUUUUAUUUUGUGCUGCGGAGGUCGGGCCUUUACCUUUCCAAUAAGGGAAUGUCCAAGGAACCAAGGCAUCUCCAGUUCAUCGUUGAAUUUAGCGACAGCGACGUCUACACCGUCCUGUCAGCCAAAAAGCUACACGGAGCACCUGCAGAUUACGGCUUCUGCGUGAAGUCCACAAAGUGUAGUUCGGCCCGAGACUUGAAGCUGUUUUGUGCAGACGAUGAGCCGACCAGGACCUGCUGGAUCACAGCCAUGCGCUUGUUAAAGUAUGGGAUGCAGCUGUACCAAAACUUCAUCCAGCCUCACCAAAAACAAAAAACCUCACCGAUGAGAAGCAUCUCAGAGAACUCAUUGGUGGCCAUGGACUUUUCAGGACAAAAGAGCCGGGUGAUCGAGAACCCGUCUGAGGCGCUGUCUGUGGCUGUGGAGGAAGGACUGUCAUGGAGGAGGAAAAGCUGCCACCGGCUGAGCGGUCACAUGAGCCCCUCCACAUCCCAGGGUUCAGUGUCAAACAUAGCUCUACACUUAGCGCAGCCGUGGUUCCACAGCAAACUGUCUCGGGAGGAGGCUCAGCGUCUCAUCACGCAGCAGGGUCUUAUUGACGGAGUAUUUCUUCUGAGGGACAGUCAAAGCAACCCUAAGACAUUUGUGCUGUCUCUCUGCCACAUGCAGAAAGUCAAACACUUCCAAAUCUUACCCGUGGAUGACGAAGGGGCGUUAUUCUACAGCCUGGAUGACGGCCACACACAGUUUACAGACUUGAUCCAGUUGGUGGAGUUCUAUCAGCUGAACCGAGGGAUUCUGCCCUGCAAGCUCAAGCACCACUGUGUCCGAAUAACCCUGUGAACAAGGGAACCAGAGACCCCUGAGGGGCCACGUGCAACAAAACUCCAGGGCCUUUUCUGGACAAAACACUCCCAGUGUUCUUGUGCCUUAUAACAAACAAAAAAAGAAAGAAACACAAUUCAAACAAACAACUGAACAGCCAUGCUUACCGAAAACGUUCGGCCAGUGAAAGUCGUUCUCCUUGGUGAUAAAUCCACUAUGCAAAGUUAAAAACAUGUCAAAACUGAAAAUUGUACUGCAAACUUAAUCAACAAAGACAGCGGUUUUUGGUUAAGUGACACUGAGUUAGGUUUUCACUGAAAACAUUAAAAAAAAAAGUCUGCUGCGGCACAUAUACAGUAAUUAUAUACUGUAUAGCUGUCAGUUAUAGUCUGUCAAAGCUAAUGAGUCCCAUCAAAGGCCGUCGCCUUUGUCCUGUUAAAUCUCAGUAAAACUAAGCUAGCACACACUUUUCAUUUCAUCUCUCUGAGCAUUCAGGGUUUUUUUUGUGUUUUUUGUAAGGAGAUUUUUUUGUUUCUAUACGAGAGAUGAAAUGCCCUCUCAGGAAGAGUCGCUGUGCAUGAUCUGUGUGCCGGGCUGACACUGCUGUAGAGAGAAAUGCUAAUGUACAAGUGAGAAGUGGCUCACGAGCUCACUUUUCCACACUGUAGAUGAAUUUUAAAUGUGUGUAACUGAAUAAAAAUGUUUUUAUUACGGUGAA